AUGUCGAAGCAAUACCUAACGACACAUACUAUCGACAAUGCACACAUAACCGACAUCUUCUCUCUUGCAGCCACGCCUACGGCACUCCUUUCCGCUAGCGGCUCUUCAACUAUACAUAUACAUGCCACUUCACAACCCUCCAUCCCUCUUGCCCAGUCUCUAGCUGGUGCGCAUAAACUCGGCUGCCACCAUAUUGCCGUCUCUCGCAAUGGUAAAGUCGCAGCUUCAGCUGGUUUUGGUGGGGAAGUAAAAAUAUGGAAGUUGGCCGAAUCAGAUACAGCCGAGUGGCAACCCUUUGGAGAGCUAGAUCCUACCAAAGGCUCAGGAAAGAGUGCUGGAGAGGUAUGGGCCAUUGCGCUUAGUGAAGACGGCCAAUACCUGGCUUCUACUACCUACGAUGGACGAGUCAAUGUAUGGGACCUUCUUGGAGACAGAUCCGAGAAAUUGCGCGAGUACGAAACUGGAAAUCCAGGCUCUGGUUCUUUCGGGCUUUGUGUAGAUCUGAGUCGCGAUGGGAAAUACACAGCAAGCGGUCACCAAAGUGGCGCUGUCUACGUAUUUAACAACGACACGGGCCGACUACAAUACUCACUUCCAGGUCUGGUCAAACCAAUCAGAACAGUAGCAUUCUCGCCAGCUAGCACACGUCUAGCUGCUGCCGGUGACGCAGGUAUCAUCGCCAUUUAUGACACAAAACAUGGCGAACAUGUGGGUAACCUAAAGGGCCAUACAGCUUGGAUCACCUCUAUCGACUGGAAUGACACGGGCGAGUACUUACUCAGUGGUGCUUUCGACGGCAAAGUAAAGGUUUGGUCUAUCGACAAAGGUGUCUGUGUUGCAACUCACAGCGAGACGGACAAGGCGCUCUGGGCUGUUAAGUGGUUACCCAAGACAGGACGAAACGAGAUGUUUUGCACGGCCGGUGCAAAUAGGAGCCUGACUUUCUACCGCGAAGCUACAGGCGCAUAA
This is a messenger RNA of Daldinia childiae, 969 nucleotides long. RefSeq names its product Meiotic recombination protein rec14. Gene Ontology annotation, molecular function: protein binding. The record is from RefSeq and is a predicted model, not a curated record. Gene Ontology annotation, cellular component: Cdc73/Paf1 complex. The transcript is spliced from 4 exons. Bases 1 to 969 code for a protein of 322 amino acids. Lineage: Eukaryota; Fungi; Ascomycota; Sordariomycetes; Xylariales; Hypoxylaceae.